AUGCAUGGACAUUCAUCACCCUCCCUCACUCCAAGAAAACCACGAGACGCCCCCGCCACAGCCCCAGCACUCUCUCCCUCUCCAAGUAAAAAACAUUUGCUAACUCCUCCAUUGUCAACGGUCCAGCGCCGGCGGACAAAAAUCGCAAAGAUCGAAGACCCGAAGGAUCGCUCCAAAACACUCUGUAAGAGGCGCAAGGGCCUCUUGAAAAAGGCCUCCGAUCUCCACGAACUCACCGGCGCUCACGUCGCCCUCGCCAUUGUCUCCACCAAGGGUGAGCUCCGCUGUGUCUGCAAACCCUCGAUCACGGAGAUAAUCUCUGCCUACCUCUGUCGCGAGGGCGACGUGAUGCCGACGGAGGGUCUGGGAGAGUGGCUGGACUGGGCGGAGAAAGAGUGCAAUUCCUGCACGACAAAGGAGGACUGCGCCUCCUUGAUCAUGAAGUACCAGGUUAUUCUCAACUGUCUGCGCAAGAAGUUGAUGGAUUUGGGGAACAACCCAUCGGUCAAGGUCGUCGCUGGUGAUGAUUAUGGAGUUGGAGUUGGUCGUGAUUCCAAAGUUUUGAACGAUGACGAGAUCGAUUCACUUAAAAAGAAUUUCGCAGCUUCUCAUCCUCUACUUUUUGCUUUCUUCAAGAACUACGCCCAUGAUGUUGAUUUUCACAAUCUCUUGACUUCUCCGGUCAACUCAGCCGCAGGCGGUGAAAGUUCGGAAGUGGAUUCCAACCCCGCGUGCUCCGAUCUUGAGGGUCAUGGGUUAGAUCCUGACGACCUUCUUGGAAGCUCAGGAGAGAAGUUCGUGCACUCCCAUCUUAAGGGCUGUGAAAAUAAUGACGACCACUUCUUUGCUGCACUGGAAGAUUUGAAUGUCUCUUUGUGA
Syzygium oleosum is the source of this 879-nucleotide messenger RNA. RefSeq lists its product as uncharacterized. Gene Ontology annotation, molecular function: protein dimerization activity; RNA polymerase II cis-regulatory region sequence-specific DNA binding; DNA-binding transcription factor activity, RNA polymerase II-specific. Gene Ontology annotation, biological process: regulation of transcription by RNA polymerase II. Lineage: Eukaryota; Viridiplantae; Streptophyta; Magnoliopsida; Myrtales; Myrtaceae. The transcript has a single exon. Bases 1 to 879 code for a protein of 292 amino acids. The record is from RefSeq and is a predicted model, not a curated record.